This is a messenger RNA of Arabis nemorensis, 726 nucleotides long. Lineage: Eukaryota; Viridiplantae; Streptophyta; Magnoliopsida; Brassicales; Brassicaceae. The record is from the annotation of a GenBank genome assembly.
AUGGAUUCUUCAGCACUAGGGUUUAGUUUUGUGAUAUUGGUCAUAAUCUUGUUUCAUAACCUUCCUUGUACUCUAAGUAACCCAGCUCUCUUGUCAUGCGACUCUGUUUUCGAGUGUGGAAACGUCAAAGCAAAAUUCCCAUUCUGGGGAGAGAAUCGUGGCGAACCUUGUGGUCAUCCAUCUCUAAAGCUUACCUGCGACAGAGUUUCAAACAAAACCUCUCUAAAUAUCUCCAACAUCUUGUUCAAUGUCCUUCACAUGGACAACACACUCAAAACUCUUAAACUUGUAAGACAAGAUUAUUCUCUUUCUUUCUGCUCUGUUAAAUCAUUCACCGAAACAAAGUUUCCUACUAAACUCUUUGAGCAAUCACUCGAUUACAAGAACCUCAUCGUUUUCUCUGACUGCGACCCUCACUUUCAUUACCUCGAGAAUUUCACUUGUUCAGAGGGAGGGAUUGGCUCGGUGUAUCACAGCGGAAAUUAUUACCGGUUAUGUCGAACGAUAUCCAAAGUUGUCGUUCCUGCGGGUUUUGUACCUGAAAAAGAAGCUUGGAAUAUAGAAAAUGUCUUGAAAAAAGGAAUCGAAGUGAAGCUGAAGAUCAAUGAGAGACCAUGUCAAAAGUGUUUAAAAACUGGUGGAUUUUGCAGCUUCGACAAGUCUGCAACACAGUUUUGCUGCAACACAGUUUUGCUGCAAGGAAGACUUUUCUUUUUAUCCAAAUAG